Sphaeramia orbicularis (orbiculate cardinalfish) is the source of this 641-nucleotide messenger RNA. It is a transcript of the gene cox19, whose product is annotated as cytochrome c oxidase assembly factor COX19. Gene Ontology annotation, cellular component: mitochondrial intermembrane space. The record is from RefSeq and is a predicted model, not a curated record. NCBI's taxonomy places the organism in Eukaryota, Metazoa, Chordata, Actinopteri, Kurtiformes, Apogonidae. Gene Ontology annotation, biological process: mitochondrial respiratory chain complex IV assembly. The coding region runs from base 107 to 394 and encodes 95 amino acids. The transcript is spliced from 3 exons.
CAUGACGUCAUAUUUACGCGACAGUACUGUGUUAUGUUACUGUGGGCCUAUUCAGGACAUUUGACUUGGCGUCAGUAGAUUAACCUCAUUUUUAACAGAGGUAAACAUGUCUACUGCAAUGAAUUUCGGGUCGAAGAGUUUUAAACCUCGGCCUCCAGAUAAAGGGUCUUUUCCGUUGGAUCAUUUUGGAGAAUGUAAAGACUUCAAGGAGAAGUUUAUGAAGUGCCUGAGUGAGAACAGCUUUGACAACUCCAAGUGCCGUCUGCAGUCCAAAGACUACCUGGAAUGUCGCAUGGACAAUCAACUCAUGGCCAAAGAACCUCUGGAGAAACUGGGAUUCAAAGACCUUGUUGACCCACCUCCCAGUCAAACCGAUCAAAAUACGAAAUUGUAACCAGUUCCACCACGGAUGCUUCUGGAAAAUCCAAAGACGCUACAGUUCUGAAUUGAAUGUGUUCAGGAUGAUUACAACACAAAAGCAGACACAACUUUGUUUUCAUUUAAAUCAAAGACUGUUAAUCUGAUGAAGAGGAAACAGAGCAUUUAGCUUGAGUCAGUUCAUCAGUUCAUCAUGUAUAUAAAAGAAAAAUGUAUAUAAUAUGAAGAUGUUGUUUUGAUGUGUCAAUAAAUGUUUUAUCUAA